AUGGGUCGGAAGCGCUGCGUGGGGGAGACCGUUCCAAGAUGGCGGCGGGUUGCUGCGGGGUGAAGAAGCAGAAACUGUCCAGUUCGCCCCCCUCUGGCUCGGGUGGCGGUGGUGGCGCCUCCUCCUCCUCCCACUGCAGCGGAGAGAGCCAGUGCCGAGCUGGGGAGCUGGGACUAGGAGGCGCCGGUACGCGGCUCAACGGGCUGGGAGGUCUAGCCGGAGGAGGUAGCGGCAGCGGCUGUACCCUCUCUCCCCCCCAGGGUUGCGGCGGCGGCGGCGGGGGGAUCUCCCUGUCGCCACCUCCGAGCUGCGGAGUGGGAACGCUACUUUCUACCCCGGCCGCCGCCACCUCUUCCUCGCCCUCCUUAUCGUCCGCCGCCUCGUCCUCAUCGCCCGGCUCCCGGAAGAUGGUGGUGUCAGCAGAGAUGUGCUGCUUUUGCUUCGAUGUGCUCUACUGUCACCUGUAUGGAUACCAGCAGCCCCGGACCCCCCGGUUCACCAACGAACCCUACCCACUGUUUGUAACAUGGAAGAUUGGUCGAGACAAAAGAUUGCGUGGAUGCAUAGGUACUUUUUCUGCCAUGAAUUUGCAUUCAGGACUCAGGGAGUACACACUUACCAGUGCCCUUAAAGAUAGCCGUUUCCCCCCAAUGACAAGGGAUGAGCUGCCACGACUUUUCUGCUCAGUGUCUCUGCUCACUAACUUUGAAGAUGUCUGUGAUUAUUUGGACUGGGAGGUGGGUGUACAUGGCAUUAGAAUAGAAUUCAUCAAUGAAAAAGGAUCAAAACGCACCGCCACCUACCUACCGGAGGUUGCAAAGGAGCAAGGAUGGGACCAUAUUCAGACCAUAGACUCCUUAUUGAGGAAAGGAGGAUACAAAGCUCCGAUUACUAAUGAAUUCAGGAAAACCAUAAAACUGACCAGAGUGGAAAUGAAUGGCAGGGCCAUACUGAGGGUGGAUACGAUGGAACUCUGCUUGGCAGUAAAGUCUGUAUGAUAUAUGAGCCCAUCCUUCCCAUCUUUAGCUCUGUGUGAUUACUCUGGCUUUGAAUGAGCAAGCCCUUGGAGACUUUAGACUACGUUAUUGGAGAAAGUACCUGAAUUAGCUAUUGCCUAGCUUUUGACCUUCCUUAGCAUAACCCCAGGAUUCUGAUAAGCAGUCCUCAAAUUUGAAUUUAACCUUAGAAUGUUGGCAGUAAUAAUAAGUCUACCAUGAAAGCUUACUGAAAAACACAACUGAGCUAAACUCAAAUGCUAAAUAAAUUUCAGCAUGGAAAAAUAGGGAUACUUAUUUUAAAAGGAAAAAUAUCAAAUAUUUUAGGAAAACAGGUUGCUGUUUCCAUUUAUUUCAAUUCCACAAAACCAUAUUGAAGGCCUAUAGUCUAAAAAUGAACUAUUCUCAGCUCUGAGUAGUUACAAAUUUGAAAAUGCUUCCAUCUCUGCUCUCCCUGAGUUCACAGUUGAAAAAAAUAAAAGGGAACAUAAAAAAAUAAUUGUUAAUCUAAGGCAGAAUAUGAUGGAUGACAUAAGAUCAUAAAAUAGGGAAAGAGGAGUUCCAGGUGGGAGAUAAUGGAAGGUUUCAAAGAGGAGGUCAAUUUGGAGCUAGACUUGAAGAAUGGAUAGAAUAUGUGACAGGUGGAGAGUAGGGGAGGAAAGGGAUUCAUUUAAAGAGGACCUUAUGAGUCAAGGCAUGUAGGUGGCGAGGUACAGAGCAAGUUCUGAGGCAUGCAAAAUAGUCUGAUUUGGCUGGUCUUUCAUUAUACAUAAGGAAGGUGGUCAUUAGAGGAAAAUAUACCCCCAAAACUAUCAUAGGUUGGGUCAGACCACUGAAGGUCUUAAGUCCCAGACUAAGACAUUUGGACUUGGUUCUAUAGGCAGUUGGUAGCCAUUGAAGGAUUUUAAGCAGAUGAACUUGGGGAGGUGUAAGAAUGGAGUUGGAAGAAGGAAAAUGAGCUAGGAAACAUUGAGAAUCUAAGAAUCUAUGGCAGCAAUCCAAAGAAGUGCAAGGGAGGCCUUAACUUAGAUCUGUGACGGUGGGAUGGGAAGAAAGAUGGGGACAGAUAAGAAAAUAUUGUGGAAGAAAUGAAAGGAUUUGCUUAUCAUUUAGAAGUAAGGAAGUUAAAGCUGUGAUCUAGAUAAAGGGACCCAGGUCAUCCCUUUAACCAAGGUAGGGACCACAGGAGGAGAGUGUUAGGUUUAUGCAUUGAUUCUGGAUUUGAAAUGCUUCCUGGGAUAUCUAUAUGGAAAUGUCUAGUUGGGGUGGGGAACCUGCAGUGUUGGGGCCACAUGUGGCCUUCUGGAUCCUUGAGUGUGGCCUUUUGGUUGAAUCCAAAUUUUACAGAAGAAAUCCUUUUAAUAAAGGAUCUGAUACUCUGGGAUCAUUGUAGAGAGGUCAUAGUUGAAGUUGUAAGGAUAGGGUUUGCUGAGGGGGACAAUAUGGAGUCAAAAGAACUGACGAUAGAAAUAUAGGGAAAUCCUGCAAGGCAGAGGGAGGAGGAGCAUUCAAAGAAGUAAGGGGCACUCUGAGAGGCAGAGAGAGGACCAGGCGCACGUGGAGGUGUAGAACCCAUGGGACCAGAGAGCUUCACAAAGGGAGCUGCGAGCAGUAUCAUAAUGGAAAGAAAGGUCAAGCCCAAUCGGGGGCAGCCUUCUGAUAGAGCCAUUUCCGGGGAAGAGUGGCAGCAGAAGCCAAGGGGCACUGGGCCAGGGAGUAGUAUUAGAUGGGGAUUGAAGGCGGAAAAUAUACUUUACUCUUUUGAGAAGUGUGGCAAUGAAAGAAAGCUAGGCAUGGGGAAAAGAGAAGGUUCAGGAAAUCAGGAUUAAGAAAAGUUGUUGUUGUUACUUAAUGGCAAGACCUAAGAUAUGUGGGCAGAGAAAGGGAACAUAAAAGAGGGAGAGAUGGAAGAUCUCUGCAGAAAAAAAGUCAAGUGGAUGAGAUAUGUACAUAAUAGUAAAAGGCUGGUUUUCCCCUCUUCCUCCCUGUUUGCAAACCAGGGCUGAGGGGGCAGUAACAUUCCAAAACAAUUUAAACAAGGAGUAGUAGAGUGGAAAGAACACUGGGCUCAGAGUUUGGAUUCCUGGGUUCUGAUCUCAGUUUUGCUACUUACUAGCUCUAUGACCUCAGGCAAGUCACUGCUUCUCCCUGGGCCUCUUUUCCCAAUCUAUAAAAUUAUCUCUAAGGCCCCUCCUACCUCUAACAACAGCAUGUCACCUAUUUCUCAACAUUAACUUUUCCUUGACAUUCUUUCAGGUACCGUAGUGAAAAGAUGACCCUGAGCUAUGCUGAAUACCUUGCUCAUCGCCAGCAUCAUCAUUUCCAAAAUGGCAUUGGGCAUCCCCUUCCGCCAUACAACCAUUAUUCCUGACACUGAGCCGCACAACCAGUCACUGGGCCUCUCUGAAGACCUCUUCCCAGGAGACCCCACACCUUCUUGGUCUAGCUAUCUCUUUUACUGUACCAUUUUAUGAUGAUAGUUUCCGUUGCCAUGGUGAAGCUUUGACGUCGUGAAUUAAGAUCAUCAUGGUAACGGGUAGGAAAAUGGCAUUUGUUAAGAAGAUUCUGUUUUGUUAUUUUAGAUCAUUGAUUUUUUUUUGCAGCAUAUAUAACUUUUGGGGUUUUAUUUCCUUACAAUGUUAUGUAGAAAUUUGCUUUGCUGUCUCAAUUAGGUAUCUGUCUUUCUGUCCUUGCCUUCCUUCCUGUCUUUCCUGCGUGCCUGCCUUCCUUUCUUCCUUGCUUCCCUCCCUCCUUCCUUCCUUCCUUCCUUCGACUGUGGAUGGAAGAAAGUGUGCAGUUUUUAAGGAUUUUAUUUAGGUUUGUCUUUGGGUUUCCUCAGUAAGAUAGUUAUUUUUUAGUAGCCAAGUUUGAGAGUAAUUCAUAUCAAAUUCAGGUAUUUGAUUAUUACUCUUGAAUUUGUCUGAAAUUCACUUUGCUAUGAGAGCUUAGUAUUUGGGUCUUCACUCCUUAACUUUUUGUUCUUCCCAUGGUUAAAAUAUAUGAACUUUAGUUCUAUUAGCAAACAUUCAAAGGUCCAUGAUAGGGCUUGUCACAGAGAGUGAGAAAUCAUUUAUGCCUACUGUAACUGGUUAGCAUAGAUAAAAGGGAUUGCUUCAUCACUUUAUAGAACCAAUUUACAAACUAAAACACUAUUUUAAGAAAGUAUAAACUACCUUUCAAAUGGGCUUCAAGAAAUCAUUUUGAAGAGCAGCAAAUAUUAGGAAGAGAGCAGAUACGGAAUUUAGUGCCUUUGAAAAGAAUAUAACUAAGUGGAAUUAAAAUGGGUUGGAAAAAGGCAAUUUAGAGAAAUAUUCUUGUAAACUUUUAUCGUUUCUAUAUGUGAAACAACAGAUUAGACAAAUUGCUUACUCUUAAGUAUUUUUUUAAGCUGAAAAAAUUUAUUUUGAGCAAAUAACCAAAAAGAGACAUUUGUCUAUUUUAUAUUAAUUUAAAUUUGUUAGCUUUAGGUUUCAAUAAGUCCUGAUUGGCCAGAGACAAUUUUAGCUACCAUCUAAAGAUAUGAUAAAGAUAAUCUAGUGAAACAAAAGUUCAUAUAUGCCAUGAUUUCAGAUAUGUUUGUCAUGGGGAUGAUAGUAGAGUUUUAGAGAUACUAUAAAAUAGCUCGAAUCUCUUUCUGCACUACAUAGUUUUGAUAGAAACACAUUUACUAUGUUGAUAAGAUGUUAUGUUACAACUGUAAAAAUGGAGUUGGCAUUCAGAUACGCUAUAGUUAGAGCCCAGCUCAUUUGCAAGGCUCAUCUUCCCAUGAUGCAUACAAAGAAAGCUUACUGAUCCCCUGGAAAAAUGACAGAUGAUUCUGGAAAAAAAUGACCUUCAUUUAAUGGUGAUAAAAUACAUAUAUCUAUAUAUAUAUUUGGAAAAAUAUAUAUAAUUUUUCAAGUAGGAAGCCAGUAUAUUGUAUGAUGAAUGAAAGUAUGCUGCAGAAUAUAUAUUCUAAAACUAUAAGAAAUGUCACUGAAUAUCAAAAUGAAAUAGUUUAUACAUAUAUAGUUACUGUGACAAGUGACAGACGGCUAAUUCAGAAUUCAAAACUCCUUUUCUAGUUUGUGAAGAUAAUUGGCUCAAUUCCUUCUGCUUGCCACUGGGGCAAAGCAAACUAACUGCUUUAGUAUUUGAUGGGAGUGCUUAGAAGUUUGUUGGUGUUCCUUCAUCCACAGCAUCCAUUGUUGAAAUAACCAUUUUCAGUUGUGAUGCCUUAACUAAGAAGCCAAUUGUUAGCCUGAAAUGCAAUCUUGGUAGCCAGUUCCACUGAAUCUAGCGAUUUUAGUCAGAAAAAGUUAGCUGUUGGGCUUUAGAAAGGGAUUCUGAAUCCUGUCAUUUCUACUUGGGAGCAUUUUGGAGCAGAUUAGUCUUUCAGUCUAAAAACAAGUGGCUACCUGAUAGAAACUUUUUCUUGCCCUUAUAGGGAAACUGAGCACAAGCUGAAUGAUAUUGUCUGCUGCAAAAAAAAAAAAAAAGUAAAACAAACAAACUGAAGAGAGACAAAAUAGACCAAUAUUGUUGUGAAAUCCAUGUUAUCCAUCAUCUCAUCAGUUCAACUGGCUCCUCGUCCUGGGUGAGCUUAUGGUUAGAAGUUUUUUUAAAGCAAAGAUCUAUUACAUACAUAUAUGUAUGUGUGUAUACAUAUAUUUACACAUACAUACAUACAUACAUACAUAUGUGUGUGCUUAUGUAUUUAACGGUGCUAAUCAAUCUUGAGCAGGUCACGUGACUGGUCAUGCGGACUCUAAAAUCAUAUCAGAUUUUUAAAAAUCCUUGAUAUAUGCAGAUGUUAUACAGAUUUUCUUACCAGUGUAAUAAUGUUAUACUGAAGAAAUAACCAUCCUGCAGGCUUCAAAGGACGAGGUCAGCAAUAUUUCCCACCAUGGCUUGGGGGAAAAGGAUAGUUUUGUCUCCUUUUGUAUUCAAGUUUAACGCACAGUGCAUUUUUGUCUCUAAGUAGCUGUUGACUAAAAGACUUUGUAGUGUAAAGGGUGUUAUACAAACUGUAAUGGUGUGCUUCAAACAGACAAAUGCUAGACCUUUUCACGUUUGUUGUAUAUUACAAAGCUGUUAAAUAUGUGGUAUGAAUUAACUUUGAACAUGUUAAAAUAUGUAGCAUGUGUCUUUAACUCAGAUGAAGAUUCUAAUUGCACAGGUUAUGUUCUAGCCAGUUGUGGUUUAUUUGUUCAGAAACACAAAUGUGAAUUGCACUCUUAUCGCCAGAAUAUUGUAUAAGUUCAGUGAUCUUUAAACAGCUCAGAAGUAAUACUUGAACUUCAUUUGAGUAGCACAAAGUUUACAUAGCCCCUUUUAAAUGUUAAUUAGUUCCAUUUAAGUUUUCCGUUUUCAAAUGCAGCUGUGUAUUUUUCCUCUUGGAAAAUAGUACUCACUUUACUUUGGUAUGUAGCAAAAGGCUUCCAUUUCUGGAAGGGUUUUCUUGUUUUAAAACAAGGUCAGCCAGGUACCAGAUUCUAAGAGAACAAUUGUCCCCUCCACCCCUCAAAGUGGCCUUCUGACUGCAUGAGAAUGUGUUACUUCCCUCUGUAGUCUCCCCUACCAUGUGAGGUUGGUGAAAUUGAUGGAGGAAGUGCAAGGCUUGCUCUUUCCCCCACCCCACCCCACCCCACUUAAAGUAGUUAUAAGAGUUUCAGUCGAGCACAUUCAGUCCCAAUGCCCAGCACACCGAAGUUUGUAUACUGGCCUCUUUUCUUGUCUUCAAAUGUGCAGGAAAUUUGAAACUGUCAUCUGGAAUAGGUUCCACCUCUUAUGUGUGUUAGAUCAAACCAAAGAAGCCCCCAGCCAUGCCCAAAUGCUGCUCCAAAAGCCUGCCUUCCAGUCCUUACAAAAACCUUGCAGGAUUAAAUGUGUUAACUUUUUUAUUUUUGUACAGUUUCUAAGUGAUUUUUGCUAGUGAUGUUAAAUUGAAUUAAGUUUAUUUGAGGGGUGUGAGCACCUCCUCCAUUUAAAUAAACUGGUGACUUUCCUUUUAUUUUUUAAAAGUGGAAACCCGUUGUGUGCCUCUCGAUUUAAGGGUUUCUGAUUACAUUAUUCUCAAGACCAGCAUUGAUCCUUUAUAUACAAAGAUAUGUUUUCCUUGUUUUUUAUUACUAUUUCAGAAGAAAAUGAACCUUUUAUUUUGCUCUGGACCCAGUAAAUACGCUGGUACAUAGACGCACUGAGAAAACAAACUUUUGUAACCACCUCUGACUGCUUUUGUAUAUCAAAGUUGAUUACUUUUGAAAUAUUUGGAUCUAGUUUCUAAGUUAUUUUAGUGUUUUAUAAUGUUCCCCGAAAUUACUUUGAAUCGGUCACCAGCAUAAUGAGUUUUUGGUGAUACAAUGGUGAGACUUGUAAUGAGCAAAAAGCUACCUGGAGUAGCUCUUCUUUUCCUUCUUUCUUAGUAACCUGUUUUUUGAUUACAGUAAGACAUCACAGAUUACCUGAAACCCUUUCCAGUAUAAGUAGGCCCUCCUUCCUUCCACAUUUAAUUGCUUAAUAGUUUGAAGAAACUAUUGGAAAUGGGCAUUUUAUAUGAAACGAAUGGCUUUAAAAUAUUAAAAACGAGCAAAAAGAAAAAAAUAAGAGAAGGUUUAUGUGGGUCUGUAAGGUAUGGCUGUGGAAAGAUAUUGUAGUAGUUUUGACACUAUUGUUAUUACCUUUAAAAUCAUUUACCCAAUAAAAUGUUAAAAACGA
This is a messenger RNA of Microcebus murinus (gray mouse lemur), 7691 nucleotides long. RefSeq names its product AMMECR nuclear protein 1 (gene AMMECR1). NCBI's taxonomy places the organism in Eukaryota, Metazoa, Chordata, Mammalia, Primates, Cheirogaleidae. The record is from RefSeq and is a predicted model, not a curated record. Gene Ontology annotation, cellular component: nucleus.